Acanthosepion pharaonis is the source of this 560-nucleotide messenger RNA. NCBI's taxonomy places the organism in Eukaryota, Metazoa, Mollusca, Cephalopoda, Sepiida, Sepiidae. The record is from the annotation of a GenBank genome assembly.
AAAUAUUUUUUAGUACAAACAGAAGAGUGGGGAGUGUAACAAGGAGAGAAAAUCAGAAUUUAAUCUUCUACAAAAAUCAAAUGAAAUCAAAGCCAGAUGGUGACACCAUUGAAAAUAUCUUGAGCGUCUGGAAAGGGAACUAUAGAUUGUUGGAGAAAAACCAUAAUUAUAUACAAUGGUUGUUCCCCAACAGGAGACCUGGUAUCAACCCACAUGCUGCCACCCUUACAGACAAAGAAGCACAGAUAAUCCGAGAGACACCUGAAUUGAGAAACAGAGUGAAACGCGCUUUUGAAAUGAUGCUGGACUUUUAUGGCAUGGAGCUCGAUGGUACAAAUUUUAAACUGACGUGGAAUUGCAAGGAAAGACUGCAAGAACUUAACAAGUGGGGCAACCACAAUUUCCUUCGAAUUUCAAGAAUCCUGUUGGCUCUCAAAGAACUUGGUUCUUUUCAUUUUCCCUUGCUUUCUUUCUUAUCCUCUAACUUUUAUUCUUUGCACUUUCUUUCUGUAGCCUUUUCCCAAUAUUCCUUGUCAUGUGGCAAUAAAAAAAGUAGUUGA